Molecule: messenger RNA, 1023 nt
Organism: Dictyostelium purpureum
Lineage: Eukaryota; Evosea; Eumycetozoa; Dictyosteliales; Dictyosteliaceae
Exons: 1
Coding region: 1-1023 (340 amino acids)
Source: RefSeq, a predicted model, not a curated record
AUGGAAUCUUUAUUUAUAGAUAACAAUAAAAAUAGUAGUACUAUAAGUACUAACAAUAAUAAUAGCACUAUAAAUAAUAACAAUAGAAAUAAUAAUAAUAUUGAUAUUAAUAUUAUAGAUAGUACUGUUAAUAAUAAUCAGAUAUCGCCAAAACUAGAAAUAUUAUUUUAUAAAUGUUGGCACAAUAUAAUUAUUAGGAAUAAUAUAUUUAGUGAACAAACAAAAUUAAAAAAAAUUUAUUUAUUUAGUAGCUCAAAGAGGUUUUCAUUCAAUGCAAAUACCCUAUUAACAUUCAAAUAUAGAGAAUAUUUAAAAACAAUUCAUUUAGCAUCAUCUAGCUAUGAAUAUGACCCAUUCGAUUUAGAUUUGGUAGAAUAUAAAAGUGGUAAAAUUAGAGCUCCAUUUAUUAGAUGUAAUGAUAUAAUACCACCAAACUACAUACCAGAAUCGGUAGACAAAGUAAUUGUAGAUUCAAAUAUAAUAGAACCAAGAUCACUUCCAGAAACCAUUACCUCACUUAUAUUCAAUUGCAAAUGUAAUAUUAAUGAAAUGUAUUUAAUUCCCCAAUCAGUAAAGACCUUGGAAAUUAAUUUCAAGAUUACAGAGCCACUUAAAGAUUUCACUCUACCAGAAGGAUUAGAGACUUUAAAAUUGGUAUGGUUUAACCAACCAUUACAGCCAAAGCAAAUACCUGAUAGUUUAAAGGAGCUUAGUUUGGGCGUAACAUUCGAUCAAAUACUCAAACCAGGUACAUUUGGUGACAACUCUCAAUUAGAGUCACUAGAGUUUGGAUAUGAUUUUAAUAAGCCAAUCUUGUUAAAUGUUCUACCGAAAAAUCUAAAGGUUCUCAAACUAGGUCAAAGUUUUAAGCAGAUUAUUAAACCAGGUGUUCUUCCGGAUAGCCUUCGUUCUAUAGUCUUCCGAAAUCCAGACUAUAACAUCUAUAAUUUACCCAAGGCUUCCAUACCAUCCACUGUAGUUUUAAUUCACCAUGGCGGCGAAAUGAAAUCAAACCAAUUAUAA